AGUACUACAGCAAAGGCAAACAGGAGGUUCAACAUCCGAUCUUCAUCUUGGUCGUGGUACCAUCAACAUUCAACAAGAAUUAGAAAAGGAGAAAAAAUCCGAGUCCAUCCUUGGAGCUUUGUUGCAGGAGAUUCAGGGGUUGAAGCGGAGAGGAGAUGGCGUUGUAGGAAAUGAUGCUAACGGUGCUGGACCUGCAGCUGCACCUGACC
Amoebophrya sp. A25 is the source of this 209-nucleotide messenger RNA. The record is from the annotation of a GenBank genome assembly. NCBI's taxonomy places the organism in Eukaryota, Dinophyceae, Syndiniales, Amoebophryaceae.